AACUUUUGACGUGCUUCAGUUUAGCGGAAGUUGCGGAGAGGCGCGCGGCAGGUGGCUCUUUUUUCGUCUGCUGUCUGUGUGAACGCUCCAAAGUUUUCCGGAUCGCGAGGAUAAAGUUGUCCACAGUCCGAAGCAAAGAUGUCCCACCUUCGCCCCAGGCUGUGCGCGAUGGAGAAGGGAUCCGGCGGGUACGGCUUCCACCUGCACGGAGACAAAGGCAAGAGCGGCCAGUUCAUCCGGCUCGUGGAGCCCGACACUCCCGCCUCCGCCGCCGGGCUGCUCGCCGGAGACCGGCUGAUGUUCGUGAACGGGGAGAGCGUGGAGGGCGAGAGCCACCAGCAGGUGGUCUCCCGGAUACGGGCCACCACCGGGGCCCUGGAGCUUAUCGUGGUGGACGACGAGACGGCGGAGCUGCUGAAGAAGCACAACCUGCAGUGCCGAAAGGAAUUCGUCACGGAGGGGAUCCCCGUGCCCGGCCGGGACAGCGACUCGGACCGCGGGGACGUCCACAGCAACGGCACCCCGAGGGAGGCGAGCCCGGUCCCGCAUGAGAACGGGGACACCUCCUCGGAGAGGUCGGGGAGGCUGAGUAUCACCUCCAGCAUCAAGGAUGAGCCGGACGGACUGCGGCCCCGCCUCUGCCACAUGAAGAAGGGCCAGAGUGGCUACGGCUUCAACCUGCACAGCGAGAAGUCCAGGCCGGGCCAGUUCAUCCGGGCCGUGGAUGACCACUCCCCCGCACAGAAAGCCGGCCUCCGGCCGCAGGAUAAGAUCAUCCAGGUGAACGGCGUGGCGGUGGCGGGGAUGCAGCACUCCGAGGUGGUGGCGGCCAUCAAAGCCGGAGGAGACGAGACCCGACUGCUGGUGGUCGAUGCUGAGACGGAAGAGUUCUUCAACAAGUGCAACGUCACGCCCACUGAGGAGCACGUCACGGGAGCGCUUCCGGAACCAGAGUCCAAGAGGGAGUCGGAGGAGGAGACAGCAGCAGAGCAGAAGCCUAAAGAAUCUGUGAGCUCCAGAGCCUCCAGCGCCUCCUCCAGCAGCUCGCUGCAGCAAGCGGCGCCCAGCUCACCGCCCGCAGAGGUGGAGGAGCCCCCGCGAGCCGAGCCGGCCUCCUCCGCAGACAGCCUGGGUCUGAGCAUGUCGCUGGCCGAGGCCAAAGAAAGAGCUCACAAGAAGAGGGCGGCCAAGAAGGCCCCGUCCAUGGACUGGAGCAAGAGGAACGAACUCUUCAGCAACUUAUAGGUUCUUGGCCAUCUCCGCGCCGCCCUCCGGGGGAGACCUCAGAGAGGAGGGUGGUUGGUGUGAAUCUCAGACUGACACAGCUCCUUUUAAACUGCCACGUUGAACAGUAUUAUAAAUGAUUUUAUUGUUUUAAUUUAGGGAUUUGACACUUUUUUCUUUCUGCCUGCAAUGUUUCAAUGACGUUUUAAUGAUGUUGCAGCAAUGAAUGUGUUAGUAAGAGCAGAGGGAGUAACAGGAGGAGGAUGACUGCAUCAGGGAGAAAAUGAUUUAUGUUUUAACUCUAAAACGGAAAUCCUCUGUUCAGAAAAACUGCUGUGAAAGUCUUGAUCCCCAAUUCAAAGAAAUGUCUGUUUAAAUUGUACAUACAUGAAUGAAGGUCUGUUGAUUCUGCUUGAUUGUUGUUUUUUAAUAGCACCAUUUGCUGGUGUGACUCAGAAAACAGAGUUUAACCUGUACAAUAUGAUCAAUAUAUAAAUAAUGUUUGGAUCAAAGUGAGUCGUGUUCAGAUGUGCUUUAUCUAUGAGCUCUAAAUAAAAAAUCGGAGCCAAAAGA
Molecule: messenger RNA, 1797 nt
Organism: Oryzias melastigma (Indian medaka)
Lineage: Eukaryota; Metazoa; Chordata; Actinopteri; Beloniformes; Adrianichthyidae
Product: Na(+)/H(+) exchange regulatory cofactor NHE-RF1
Exons: 6
Coding region: 139-1245 (368 amino acids)
Biological process (GO): protein localization to plasma membrane
Cellular component (GO): apical plasma membrane
Molecular function (GO): signaling receptor binding; protein-membrane adaptor activity
Source: RefSeq, a predicted model, not a curated record